Spinacia oleracea (spinach) is the source of this 5171-nucleotide messenger RNA. Its product is annotated as BRCT domain-containing protein At4g02110. The transcript is spliced from 10 exons. The coding region runs from base 120 to 4574 and encodes 1484 amino acids. NCBI's taxonomy places the organism in Eukaryota, Viridiplantae, Streptophyta, Magnoliopsida, Caryophyllales, Amaranthaceae. The record is from RefSeq and is a predicted model, not a curated record.
AAAUUUCAAAAAACCCCCAAAUCUUCCCCAGCACUGCAACUUCAUUUCUCCAUUUUCUCUCUCCUCUCCCUCUCUCUCUCUUUCCGCCAUAAUCAAAUCCUCAAAAAACCUCUGUAAAAAUGAUGUACGGUUCAUCAAUUUUCUUCGGACUCCGCUUAUUCCUCGCCGGAUUCACCCCUCAACAAUACCUCCUGGAUAAGUCGAGGAUUAUAAGUGAAGGAGGAGUUGUUUUCGAUGAGUACAGUCCGGAUUGCACUCACGUCGUCGUCCAAAACAUCGCCCUAGAUGAUCCUAUUUGUGUUACUGCCAGAAGGGAUGGGAAGACGGUUGUAACAAAUGUGUGGCUUAAUGAUAGUUUAGAAUACGGAGAGCUGUUGGGCAUUGGCAAUAUUCUGUAUAAGCCACCGAAGGCGCUGACUGGAAUUCCUGGUGCUAACGAGCUUGUUAUCUGCUUGACCGGAUACCAGGGCUUGCCUAGGGAAGACUUGAAGAUGAUGGUGAGCGUAAUGGGAGCCCAGAUUUCUAAACCACUGGUGGUGAAAAGAGUUACUCACCUUAUAUGCUACAAGUUUGAAGGGGAGAAGUAUGAUCUGGCUAAGAAAAUGAAUCUUACAAAAAUCGUAAAUCAUCAGUGGGUGGUUGAUUGUCUAAAGGCUUGGAAAAUUAUUCCGGAGGAGCCGUAUAGUACUACAAGUGGCUAUGAAUGUGAUCUUAUGGAAGCUGAGGCUAAAGAUUCUGAAGAUGAGACUGAAGAUAUUACUGGAAGAAACAAUAGUGGGAUCACUAAUUUGCAAAAUGAAAUGGGGGAAGCCCAUAUUUAUUCUGGUAUUGGUAGAAAGUUGCCUGUUUCGUCUGCACAACAAGGAUUCUCAAACAGUAUAUUAAUAAAGGAUGGAAAGUCGUUGCAGUCUGAUUUGCUGUCUGAGUCUACAAGUGUAAAUAAGUUGGGCAAGCAGUAUGUACAGGACCACAGAGCUCAGUCUCACAUGGAUGCUAAAUCUGAUAAUGUUGAUGGACAAAAUGCUGCACUUCUUCCAUCUAAUCAGAUUGGAAAAGGACACCCGUCCACUUCUGGAAAUACUAAGAAUUCAGGUGAUUUUGAAGCUGAGAAGUUGAAUAGCUCAGAAUACUCAAAGAAGACUUCAAAAGAAACUAGUGUUCCAUUGCACGUCGAAGAGGACGCAGAGGACAAAAUUGGAGCAAGAAAAACUCCAUCAAGCUCAAGAAAAGCUCCAAGAUCUAGGGCUUCCCUGCAAACUGCAGGAAAGAUUGCCAAGUCAGAUGAGAGGCCGGAAGAAAAAAUAACUGAAAUGACAACUGAAGGCGUGCCCACCUUCAAUCUAGAAACAGACGAGGCUACAGGCUUCUUUGGAGUAUCAAGUUCCAAAAGACAAGCUGAUCCUAAAGCUGGCAAGUGUAGUCCUUUAAAAUCAAAAAAUUCACCGAGAAAAUCUUGUCUCUCCCUGAAAUCUGAAGGAAAGUUGAGCAAUCUAGCUGAAAGGUUGCAAAAGCCUUUAGCUGAAAAUGUGAUUGCUGACUUGUGCACUUCUAAUACAGGAUCAGACCAAGGAAAAGCUGCUUCAGAAAUUGGAACAUCAAGUGCAGUUGCUGGUUUAUUUGAUGAAAAAGGCCCAGGUGGUUUACUGCCGCAAAAGAGGACUGCAGAUGGUUCAAAUGCUUCUAACACUACUCCCAAAUCUCAGAAGUUAACCACCUCAGCCAGUAAACGAGUUGGUGCAUCAGAACCUAGAACUGCUGUAAAUAAAUCUGUGGAGAGAAGUGGUGCCCUUAAUUCUGGCCGCAGAAUAGAAGAUGAGUUUGCCACAUCAUCUGCAGGUAGGUCAUCUCCCAAUGUUUCAUCUGCCAAGUCCAAUGCAAAGAAUGGUGGUCCCUCUAGAUCUUUGGCUUUCGAGAUGCUGCAAGUUAGUGAACCUAUGAACACAGAUGUUCCAACCACCCCUAAAACCAACAGUAUUUCUACUUCACUGGGAGUUGGUAACAAAAUUGGCCAACCACAGACUCUGCAGAAAGUUAUUGAUGCUUCUCCUGGCACCAAUGACUUAGAAGCUGUGAAGUCUGGGAGUCCGGAGUUGAAGUCUGCCGAUCAAACUUGUAAAUCUGUUUCAAAUCCACCAAAGAAAAAAAUGGUGGCUAGAAAAACUUUGGGUUCCAGACCUAAAGUAAGUAAAAGAAGUGCUGAUGCUCAGAGAAGUUCCGCCAAGAAACACCCCGUUCUAGAUGAUGUAUCGAUACACUCAGCGGGACAGGAAAAGAAAGAGCCGACUGCACCUUCACCUGCUGCUGAUAAAGCUCUGGUGCCCCCCACAGUAGAAGAGCCAAUUGGUUUGGGUUCUUCUAAGCCUCAACAGAAGUCUGAUACUGAAAUAAAUGACUAUGAUGCACUUUUAGAUGAUGAAACUGAAGGUCCACCAGAAUUCAAUGUGGAUAAUGAAUUCAAUGUGGCUGAAAUUGUUGGUACGAAGGAAGACUUGGUUUCACAGAAGAAGGAAAUGGCUGUGAAAGAUAGGAAAAAGUCUAAGCUUGCUGCAAAGGAAGUCGUCAAAGAUGAUGCAGAUGAGGCUGAAGCAGGAAAAACCAGUGAUGAUGUGAAUGAACAAGUAGUUGGUGCUGCUGCAAAGAAAAGGCGCAGUACUCUGUUGUUGAAUAAGUCAAAGAGGCCUGUUGAAGUGGAAAAAGAAAAUGAAUCUGUUUUUAUUGAUCGUGCUGAGGUGGGAAGAGAAAAUGAGCUUAUUCGUAAUGAUCAAUUUGCGAAUAAGGGUGUAACAGGGAAAUCAGCUUUGAAGAAUAAGCUUGGAAGUCUACUGUCAAACAAGUCAGAGGGUCCUGUUGAAGUGGAAAAUGAAAACGAGCCAAUAUUACAUCGCGAUGGACACAGUGACUGUAAAAAUUUCCCUUCUUUCAACAUGACACGAGAUAAUGUGGAAGUCGAAAAUAGAAGUGACUGUGGUGUUAGUAAUGACCAAGGUACAAAUAAGGUUGCAAAACGCCCUGGGAAGUUGGGUGGGAAGAAAAGGCGUGGCUCUCUGCAGUUAAAAAAGUCUGUUGAAAAGGAAAAUGAGUUAGUUCUUGAUGGUGGGCAACACAAUGGGAAGCUGAGUAGUGCAUCUGAUAUCUUAGAUAUAUCCACGGAAGUUGACAAAGAAAACGAACCUGUUCUUGCAAAUGAUCAAAAUACUAGUAAGGGUGUUAAACGUGCUGGUAAAUUAGCUGGGAAAAAGAGGCGUGGUGGCACUCUGGUGUUAAACAAGUCUGAGGUGCAAGUCCAUGAGGGUGAUGCGAAUAAACCGGAUCUUGAUGAUGGAAAGCUGACCAGUACUAAGUCCAAUUUGAUAAUCAAUGAGAGUGAUGCAGUAAGUAAGGGUGGAAAACAUGCUGGUAAAAUAGCGGGGAAAAAGAGGCGUGGCACUCUAGUGUUAAACAAGUCUAAUGAGGUGCAAGAAAAUGAUGAAUGUACCAGAAGUAAUCCGGUUUUUGAUAAUGAUGAAGAUGUAACUAAAGAUGGAACAAGUAAGUCGGAUUUGACAGCCAAUGAGAGUGAUGCAGCUAUUUCAAGUUCUUUAAACAUUCCUGAGUUAGAAAAGGUUAAAAAACAACAAACUGCAUACUUCAUACUUUGUGGACAUAGACUACAGAGAAAGGAGUUCCAACAACUCAUCAAGCGUCUCAAAGGAAAACUUUGCAGAGAUUCUCAUCAAUGGUCAUAUCAGGCUUCACAUUUUGUUGUUCCGGAACCUAUCCGCAGAACAGAGAAGUUCUUUGCUGCUGCAGCAUCUGGGAGCUGGAUUUUGAAGACUGAUUACUUAACUGCGAGUAGUCAGGCCGGUAAGUUCUUACCUGAGGAACCUUUCGAGUGGCACAAGAACGGCCUUAGUGAAGAUGGUGCUAUUAGUUUCGAGGCUCCAAGGAAGUGGCGCCUUCUAAGAGAGAAGACAGGUCAUGGUGCUUUCUAUGGCAUGCGAAUUGUAAUAUACGGGGAAUGCAUUGCUCCACCUUUGGAAACCUUAAAGCGAGUAAUAAAAGCCGGAGAUGGGACGAUCCUAGCUACUUCUCCACCAUACACCCGUAUUCUCGAAUCAGGUGUUGAUUUCGCCAUUGUUAGUCCCGGUAUGCCACGCGUUGAUAUAUGGGUUCAAGAGUUUCUCAGACACCAAAUUCCAUGUGUUUUGGCUGAUUACUUGGUAGAGUAUGUUUGCAAACCCGGAUACCCUCUCGAUAGGCACGUUCAAUACAACACCCAUGAGUGGGCUGCUAAGUCAUUCUCGAAGCUCUCGAGCCUAUCAGAAGAGGUCGUAGGCGUUGCUGAUGCUGCUGCUACUGCUACUGCUACUGCAACACCACCAGAUGAUCAUGAUCAGGUUAGUGAUGAUGAUGAUGACUUAGCAUGUCAAAUUUGUGGCUUAACUGAUAGAGGGGAAGUGAUGUUAGUCUGUGGUAAUGAGAGUGGUACCACUGGUUGUGGUGUUGGUAGUCACAUUGAUUGUUGUGAUCCUCCUCUCAAGGAUAUACCUGAAGAAGACUGGUUUUGUCCCAAGUGCUAUGAAUCUUUAGAAUAACCUUCCCGCAUCUUGCUUUUAGAGGUGAUUAAAAUUCGGGCCGGGCUUUAACACAAAAAACUCAUGCCCAACCCAAAAAAUUUGGUGUAGGCUUUUCGGGCUGGGUUCAAACUUUGGUCUAAAAAGUUGUAUUUGAGGUUGUCCAAACCUGUACUUUUCAGGUUGGGCCAUUUGGCUGGGAUAUAGAUGAUCAGGUCACAGGGUUGAGCCCCAUCAACUGCAAAAUGUUUAGGAGUGGCUCAAGCAAAGAUCUGCGUAGCUAGGGUGGUUAACUUGUGCUAGGUGCUGGUUCAGGGUCCAUUCUUCUUACCUUAAAAAAAUCUAGGUAGUUUUUAAGAGCAUUUACGAGUUAUAUAUGAAUGCUAAUAAUCUGUGAUUUGCAAGUUUGAACUUGCAAAUCACGGUUAUAAACUUGUCGUUUCUCCGUCGUGUACAGCCACAGUAUAGUAUAUAUUUGUAGGAAAUUGUUAAGAACCAGGAUCAAGUUAAAGUUAUGGUGUAGUACAAUUUAUCAUUGUGCUUUUGUAUUUUGUCCAGACUGAAUUCUACAUGAGAAGUUUAGUUUGUGUUAACAAUAAUGAAUGUUUUUAUUUUCUU